AUGGCAAAUCUGACCAACAGCGGGGAUGGUCCGCUUGAGGUGCCCGGGUUCGGCUCCAUCCCGUUGGACUUUCAACUCCCACCAGAGGCCCGCUUUGCGCAUGGGCUGCUGGACUAUCGCCACACACCACGGCUGACCAAGCGGGAAAUGGCCAUGCUCCGUCUCAUGCAACGGAUCACAGAGCACAGUGGUUGGGAUUGUGCCGUCUUGGAUUCGGAUGAGGCCCAGCUCACGCAAUGGUAUCGCGACGCCACAGAAGAAGGAGAAGGACUGGACGGUCACCUGAUCAGCGCCACCACAUGGGCCUGGUGCCUGGCGGAACUGCGCGAUAAAGCCGAAAAGUGGCGGGAAACGAGCCGUCUCCUGGUCUUUGACAGUUCCUCGGCUGUGUGUCAAGCCGAUGUGCUGCUCGAGUCCCAGAACGAGUCCCUGAAAGAAGGGGUCCAAGAGGAGAUCAAGCGACUGGUCCCACACCCGCAGCCCAGACACUAUUAUCGCGUGGUGGAUCCGUCGUUGUAUCCCCUCGUCUACGACCAGUCUCGAGUCCUGAUUCAUGGGGGACGGGCCUCCCUCCACAAUCUCUGGGAAUCGACCGGAGAACCACCAAGUGGAGCGCUACCUCCUCAUCCCCUGGAUUUUCUCCGACAUCGGCCCCGUCGCUUAGAACGCAGGCCUGGUCAAGGAGGACCGGAGAGCUGCUGGUCGCAUCGCUUCCAGUGGCUUCCCUGCGAGGUACAGUUCAUCGAUGAUGCUGACACCCUGAAUCUUCGGAUCACUUCGUACGUCAAUAACCUUCACCCGGGCAAGCACCAGAACCUGUAUCGGCAUCUGGAGCGCCUAAUAGCAAGCUCCGUUCCUUCGUGGAAUGAAAUCUUAUUCUACGGCAAUACCUGUGGCUGUCGCCCACCACGCAUCCUGACAUAUGGAUGCGAGAUUCACGACUUUCAAGAAGAGCAUAGACUCUUCAAUGUCCUUCGUCCCUGGCCUCACUGGCAGAGACAAUGCGACACCUACAAGGAGUGGGAGGCCCUGCGCGACACAGCGCGUGAGUACAUCCAAGGCCCUGAGCCACUGAAAUGGAAGCAGGCGCAGCCCUUGCCCGACAAGCCGGCUAAUUUAACGGACCUACUCACGCCCGAGGAAUGGGACAUGCCCAACCACGUACAUUUAGUCGCUAGAUUCAAACGCAUCCGUCGAGCCUGGUUCAACCACCCUGAGCCCGGUGUCUCGUUCUCAUAUGAGCAGUGGAAGCAGGGGCAAUCUACGGGACAUACAAUUCACGCGCAGCGAAUCAGCAAAACCCCGGAUCCGCUGCACCACGACCACAGACCCGUGCAGUUGGAGAGGCAAUUCCGAGAGAAGGGUCUCCAAGUUGUAGUGGAAAUUGCCCACAUCAAACUAACCCCGGACAAUCCCAUCUAUACCGGAGAAAGUCAUUUCCACACCGAGAGGCUCCGCAACAAUCGGAUUACAGCCACCAGCCUGUAUGUGGUAAAGUGCAAGAAUCUUACCACAGCCCACCUAGCCUUCGAGCACGAGGACAAGGUUCACGCCGCGGAGCUCGAGUAUCAGGUGCCCGAGGCGCUCGCCACGGUCCUCGAUGUCGAUUACUGGGAGUGGUACAAGGAGAAACCCCCUCGCGCACUGCAUGCUUUCGGGUCGGUCCCACUCCCCGAGGGCCGUCUUGUCAGCUGGCCCAAUACCUAUCAAUCAAGACAAGAGCCCUUUCGCUUGGUAGACCCCAGCCAGCCGGGAAAUUUAACCCUAAUCAAGCUUCGACUCGUCGACCCACAUUAUCGCAUCUGUUCAACACAGAAUGUUCCUCCGCAGCAGGAUGACUGGUGGGCCGCUGCAGCCCGACAGGCAGCUCGGCUCGAUCAGCGCUUACCCCCAGAGCUGGUGUUGUCGGUGAUGGAUCACGUCAAGGAUUGGCCAAUGUCCGCUGCCGAGGCUGAAGGUCUGCGCACAAAACUGCAAUUCGAACACGAGCGCGUGCGGUGGGCGAUCGACUCGUGCGCGGGCCACCAUAUCGUGGUGGAAUUCCCUUACGAUGAACAGGAAGCCCGAGUUAUCUCCGAAUUGGAAAUGGGCGUCAAAGCCUAUGCGAGCUACGGCGGACGAUUGCGGCCAUCGGGCAAAUAG
Messenger RNA from Aspergillus homomorphus CBS 101889, 2142 nucleotides. RefSeq names its product DUF4246 domain-containing protein. The transcript has 2 exons. Bases 1 to 2142 code for a protein of 713 amino acids. The record is from RefSeq and is a predicted model, not a curated record. Lineage: Eukaryota; Fungi; Ascomycota; Eurotiomycetes; Eurotiales; Aspergillaceae.